CCGGGCGGGCAAGGCGCGCGGUGUUUCGCUCGGGCGGAGAAAGCAAGAGGAUGCUGAGAGAGACGCCCGUAAAGAACAAGCAGCUCUUACGAGACAGUAAGAGACAGCGAUCGGAGGUGAUGGUUACUACAAACUCAUAACGGGAUGGGUCCGUCUUUACAAAGUCAUGUCACAGUCAAAUGAUUCGUAAGUGGGAUCUCGCAGUAAACGAAAAGACACGAACGGGUUUAAAACGGUUAUAAAAGGUAAUACGGAGCGGAGAAGAAACUGCUGCUACUAUUAGCAACGUGAAAAUAAUUAAUAUGACAUCGCCGCGAAGACGCGCUCGGAGGAUCGAUUGAAGAUUUUCCUUUGAAAUCAAUAUGGAUAACUUAAGCUUUUCAUACCAAAUGGACAGCUACAAUCACACUGGAAAUAUAUCCAGUGGGAAUUCUACAAGUACGUAUUCUCAGGCGACCAUUAUAGGGCUCGCAGGGCUGGUGAGCUUUCUCAUUUUGUUUAUUAUAGUGGGGAAUGUGCUGGUUGUGAUCGCCGUUUUGACAAGCAGAGCGCUCAAGCCGCCACAAAAUUUAUUUCUGGUGUCUCUGGCCAGUGCGGACAUUCUGGUGGCCACACUGAUAAUGCCCUUUUCUCUGGCCAAUGAAUUAAUGGGCUACUGGUUUUUUGGGAAAGUUUGGUGUGAUAUCUAUUUAGCGCUCGAUGUUCUUUUUUGCACAUCGUCUAUUGUUCACCUGUGUGCCAUAAGUCUGGACAGGUACUGGUCUGUGACACAGGCUGUUGAGUAUAACCUAAAACGGACACCUCGCAGGGUGAAGUGCAUGAUCGUGGUGGUCUGGUUGAUCGCAGCUGUCAUCUCCUUCCCACCGCUCAUCUCCAUGGACAGGAAUAAUGAAGGGGACAACAGCGAACCGAAGUGCGAACUGAACAACGUCACGUGGUACAUUCUCUACUCCAGCAUCGGAUCAUUCUUUGCCCCGUGUGUCAUCAUGAUCCUCGUUUAUAUCCGAAUCUACCAGGUGGCUAAGACGAGAACCCGAAACAUGUCUGAAAAGCGCAGGGAUACAGACGGGGAGUCGGGAACGCCACGGCUGGAGAACGGGCUGAGUCGGGAGGAUUCCAGGCGGGAAAACGGGCACUGUGCCUCGCCGCCACCCGGCGAAUGCAAACCAGGAGACGACUACCCAGACGGCGACCUAGAAGACAGCAGCUCUUCUGAUGAAAAAGCAAAGCGGUCGCAGAACGAGAUGGUGCCCGCCCGAAAAGACAGGCGUUCUAGCCGCAAGAACAGCUCGUGUUCCAAGCAUUCCAGCCGAAAGUCCCGUGCCAGCAACAAGUCCCUGGACUUGUUCUCCUCUCGUAGAAAGCGGAGGAACACCAUUUCCCGAAAAAAGAUCUCGCAGGCCCGAGAAAAACGAUUCACCUUUGUACUGGCCGUUGUGAUGGGCGUGUUUGUGGUGUGCUGGUUCCCAUUCUUCUUCAGCUACAGUCUGUACGGGAUCUGCCGGGAAGCAUGCGCCAUCCCCGAUCCCCUUUUUAAGUUUUUCUUCUGGAUUGGUUACUGCAACAGCUCGCUCAACCCUGUCAUCUACACCAUCUUCAACCAGGACUUCCGGCGUGCUUUUCAGAAGAUCCUUUGCAAGUCGUGGAAACGGUCUUUUUAGAGCACAAUGGCAUCUAGGUGCCAAACUCAGCAUUCAGUGCCAUGUACAGGUGGUUGACGUGUCAGAAAAGCUUUUGGAUAUUCCCAAGAGACAUUUUUCAGUAAUAGCACUGCAUUUGUAUCGUUGCAUUGACAAUCUGUACACAACAAUGACAAUGAUAUUUUUCCUGUUUUGUUGUGUAAUGCUUUGAGGACAACAGAAGAUGGGUGGUACCUCAAGCUAAAGAUCCUUCAAAAAGACCCACCUAAACUUGGUGAGACUGCACUGCAUUAGAGGAAACAAGCUUAUCUUUAUGAUGGCUGCAGGCACUCUAAGAUAUCAAGAUACAUUUUUAUGAUUUCUUUGCACAUAUGGGUUGUCUCAUCGUGACUGGAGAGCUAUGUAACAUGAAAUCUGCUUCCUUUUCUUGGGUGAGACAGGAGAAAAAGGGAAAAGUGAAUUAGCAGAAAAUGUACUCGUUCUUUCCAGCUGAGCAGGGCACAACGGACACUCUUGGUUAGGUAGAGCUUAACCCCCUCAGAAGUUGUCAGCAAAUGACAGAAAAAAGAAGAUUGUUGCCCUAAUGUGCUUGGGUAUUGCAUAGUACUUCUCGAGGGUGCAGCUUCCUGACUGAGCAGAGCUUUGUUACAAACUGUUCUUAACUGUCCUUCAGUGAAAUUAAUCACUGCACCGCUGCUCUCUCACGUAUUAGAAAUGCCAUAAAAAGAUACAAAUAAGAGCUAUUUACUGGAUAAGAAUCAAAAUAAACUGUUGUUGUUUUCAAUGAUGAUAAAUGAUGAUGAUUUAUUUAUAUACAGUACAUGAUUUAUUUAUCAGAUUCUAAACUAAAUAAGCUUUGUGGCUAUGCUUGUACAAUGUCUCCCAUUUGUUCAAAAGAUCAUAGCUUAUACAAUUCAGUAUGAUAUAUAUCUGUUGUAAAUUUAUGAGGGCGAAACUUUUGCGUUUUUCUUACUUUAUUUGUUUGUUGUUGUAGAAACAUCUGCCUUGAUGGACAUUGGGCUUCUCUCCUUUUCAUAAACUUGUGAUAUCUCCAAAAUGACUGGCAGGUCACUAUAAGCACAGCUGAUGAUCAAACAAACUGAACAAAUAAAUGGAUUGUUAUUCACUUUAUAGUGUGAAUGGAGUAUUCUAAGACAACCAGGCAACCCCUUGUGUCUCUAGUGGGCUUAU
Molecule: messenger RNA, 2831 nt
Organism: Triplophysa dalaica
Lineage: Eukaryota; Metazoa; Chordata; Actinopteri; Cypriniformes; Nemacheilidae
Gene: adra2c
Product: adrenoceptor alpha 2C
Exons: 1
Coding region: 363-1661 (432 amino acids)
Biological process (GO): regulation of smooth muscle contraction; regulation of vasoconstriction; platelet activation
Cellular component (GO): membrane
Molecular function (GO): alpha2-adrenergic receptor activity
Source: RefSeq, a predicted model, not a curated record